Symphalangus syndactylus (siamang) is the source of this 5779-nucleotide messenger RNA. It is a transcript of the gene STK35, whose product is annotated as serine/threonine kinase 35. The record is from RefSeq and is a predicted model, not a curated record. Gene Ontology annotation, cellular component: nucleus; cytoplasm. NCBI's taxonomy places the organism in Eukaryota, Metazoa, Chordata, Mammalia, Primates, Hylobatidae. Gene Ontology annotation, biological process: protein phosphorylation; negative regulation of G2/MI transition of meiotic cell cycle. Gene Ontology annotation, molecular function: protein kinase activity; ATP binding.
UGUUCUCGCCGGUGAUUGGGUCCCGGCAAGGCGUGCCGGUGCGCUCGGCUGCGGCUGCUCCGUCGACCUUGGCAGGACCCGGCGGUGCAGGACUCACUCGGUUGGCCUCCCGGGGGAUGGGCCACCAGGAGUCUCCGCUGGCCCGAGCGCCGGCGGGAGGUGCAGCUUAUGUAAAGAGGUUAUGUAAAGGGCUCAGCUGGCGCGAACACGUGGAAAGCCACGGGAGCCUAGGAGCCCAGGCCUCCCCAGCGAGCGCCGCGGCAGCAGAAGGAGCCGCUGCACGCCGGACUCGGGCCACCACCUCCCGCGCUGCUAGGUCCCGGAGGCAGCCCGGGCCCGGAGCAGACCAUCCCCAGGCAGGGGCUCCAGGGGGGAAACGGGCCGCCCGGAAGUGGAGGUGCGCGGGCCAGGUCACAAUCCAAGGUCCGGCUCCUCCGCGUCCCAGGGCCGGACGGAGGGAUGAGGCAGGGGGGGCCCGGGCAGCGCCGUUGCUGCUCCCCCCGCCGCUCGCAGCCAUGGAAACGGGGAAGGACGGCGCCCGUAGAGGUACACAAAGCCCGGAGCGGAAAAGGCGAAGCCCAGUGCCGCGGGCGCCCAGCACGAAGCUGAGGCCGGCGGCGGCGGCCCAGGCCAUGGAUCCGGUGGCGGCCGAGGCCCCGGGCGAGGCCUUCCUGGCGCGGCGACGGCCUGAGGGCGGUGGCGGGUCCGCGCGGCCGCGCUACAGCCUGUUGGCGGAGAUCGGGCGCGGCAGCUACGGCGUGGUUUAUGAGGCAGUGGCCGGGCGCAGCGGGGCCCGGGUGGCGGUCAAGAAGAUCCGCUGCGACGCCCCCGAGAACGUGGAGCUGGCGCUGGCUGAAUUCUGGGCCCUCACCAGCCUCAAGCGGCGCCACCAGAACGUCGUGCAGUUUGAGGAGUGCGUCCUGCAGCGCAACGGGCUAGCCCAGCGCAUGAGUCACGGCAACAAGAGCUCGCAGCUUUACCUGCGCCUGGUGGAGACCUCACUCAAAGGUCGAUUCCUCGGAACCCACAGUCUCACCACGUCUCCUCCAGAGGACGGCAGAGGGUACAGGUGGUGGCCUGGCCGGUUGGCGAUCUCCCGACAGCUGGAUCCGGCAAUGUGAAGCUUUUGUUUGGGUUUCCCCGCUUCUUUUUAGUUUUGCUUUAUUUUUUUCCUUUUCUUUUUUUUUUCGUCUUCCCUUUUUUUUUUUAAUUUAAACCGUUGAGACUUCAGAAGAGCAGGACGCAAUGCUGUGGACAGGCACCAAUUUCUUAAAAGAAAUUCAGUAUGGGCAAGGCAUAUGUAUAAAUUUCACUUUUAAUUUUUAUAAGGGGUUAGGGAGCUAUUUUUGGUUUUGUCCUUCACUUUCCCUCUGUCUUCCUUCUUUAUACUUCUCUCAGUUCUACUUACGACACCUCACUUCCCUAGAGAAGGCCUGCCUCCCCAUAGGGAAUCUGGGGGUUUCUUCUGGAAUGGGGCAUGAGGACACAAGGAGGCCUCUGGGCCACGCCUCCCUACCAGAUGCAGGAACUCCUGGACUCCUUGGUGGGCUGGCCCUGGCUAGCCCUUGGGCCUCAGAGAUGAUCAGAGGCGAAGAACCGCCUGGAAGAGGAAGGCCAGGGUUUGGCCAGGAGAACUAAGAAGGUCUCAACUCCAGGCUUUGUUCUGUUUAAGCUAUUGGGAGCCCCAGGCCACACCAGGACUUACAGUGGUGCGAAUGCAUUCCUCUUCCGCCCUGUGUUGCAGGGAACUAGGAGGUAAGGGUGGAGGGCGACCAUCUCGCACUUGCUGGCGGUGGAGCAGCCAUCCCUGCCUUUCUGUUGGGAAAAACUGUUGUGCCAAACUCUUGUGUGGAACACAGCUGGGUCUUCAGCAGGCAUCUGUCACUGCCGUGAGGUCAGCACUUCUCACCUAACUGCCUCCUGGAUUGUCAUCUUCCCAGAUGUGUCCCAUAGUGUCCAGGUGUCACAGAGACGGCCUGAGGCCCUAAGAUCUGGUUGUGACUUUGCCAUGAUAACAGCGUGUCCUGAACUGGCUGCCGUUGUCGUGUUCUCACAGUGAAGGGCGUGCCCUGUGUGUCGGGGUCCGUGGUGUCAUAUGCAGUGACACACACUGUCAAGCGCCAUUUCCCUCACCCCUGGAGACUUACUGUUAGGUGCCUGCCCUCAGUAUAGACGUAUCCAAUGGGAAAACAGCGGACCUGCCCAGAGCAGAGAGGUGUUGUGGAACUGGGUAGACCCCCUGCAGCGUUAGGGGCCCAUUUGCGGGCUCGCCACCUUCAGGCUUCCCCAGCCAUGACACUUCAGCCCCGCCACCCAUGCCUGUCUGCUGCAGCCAUCCUUGCACUCUCCAGCGACACUCUCGCACCUCCCUAGGGGAAGCUUCCCUCCCCCUGGGCUGCUGCUCUGAGCCCAUCUGUUCUCCCCCUGCAAGAAGGGGCAAUGCUCUUGUGUUGUCCCUCUGUCUGGACGCGCCUGGCCACUCUGAAGGCUUUUCACCCCAUUAUGGCCAAAUAGUAUAGGGCCACUGGGGAGGGGGAAGGGAAUCCUUUUGUGUUCAUUUUUGUUUUUUGUUUCACCUAAACCAGCAUAGGAUUGAUAGGGGAGACGGUUGGAGGGCAUUUCCUUUUCUAUGUGACCAAGGCAGGGGCUUUACCCACUAAGAAGCAAUCCUUUGGCCCUGAGAAUUUGGGAGAGAACAGUACAUCAGGCCAGGCUCAGCAAUAUGUUUGCUCACAUUCUUUCAGCCUUCUCUCACCCCCCUCAACACCAGACUUUCUUCCUUGUGAGCGGAAGGUUGGCUGCUGUUAGCAGGAUCCCACAGGUGAUAACCAGGCCCUUCCCUUCCUAGGCCAAAACCCAUUGUGACUGCCUGUCUCUCCUGUCUCUGACUUCUCAGGCAGCCUCCUGAGUGCACUGAGUUGUAUCCGAGAGGGUGGGAAUAGCAGCAUCCCCUAAUUGCAGUACACGGUUCCUUUUCCGCCCGCCACCCUGCCUUCUCUUGGGGGCAGCGGUCUCUCUGUACAUGAGCAAAUGGGAAAAAACAGUCCCCAAACCCAGCACCCCCCUCUCCCUGGCUGCAGCCCACACUGUAACAUCCCUAGUGAGGCUUCAGCCUAAUGAGCCCCUUAUUUUCUUCUUCUUCCCUCCCCAGGUCCCGUAGCUCUAACUAAAAAGUUCUUGGAGCCAUCGUGCUCCCCCUUUGUUAUUUUUCUUGCUAUCAGAGCAGCAAGAAACAGCACCCCUGUAGGUGACAGGUGGGCAGCCUGGUAGGGGUCGCCAGCCUCCAUGCCCCCUCAUCUUCCAGUUCUUGCUUAGUGGCACGACCUCUUUCCGUAGCAUAAAUGCAGGCCACCGUUUUAGCCCCAAGUGCCUGCCCCUGCUUCUUAUCCCUCCCCUGCUUUCUCAAACACCUGCCCACCUCAGGCACUCAGCGGGCUCCGCCGUGGUGAGAGAACUGGCCGUGGCUCAGCCCCGGGUAGCACCUGUAGUCUCAGUGCCACUCUCCACUGUCCCCUUGUGGAUUGGCUUCCACUCACUGUCACGUCCCCACUCCUGCGUCUUCACUGGGUCUCAGGCUGCCAGCAGCUCUCUGGUGCAUCAUCUCAACACCACCAAGUUUGUAGGACCUGCCCCAGUUCUAGUAGUAUUCAAACCUUAAAACGGCAGUCAUUCGUUCUCCUCGGCUCUGUGGCAAGGAUAGCCCUUUGGAGGGGGACUCUUGACCUCGGCUGUUAGGGAUCUGAACUCAGUUUUCCCAUCAGAAGAAUCAGCAGGACAGAUCGUAGUGCCUUAUUCCACUGUCCUCCCCUGGCCAGGCCUCCUGGCUCAGCUGGAAGUGCAUGGCUUCUUUCUCCCUAUCUGUGUCCUCUGUCACUUGCUCUUUCACUGUCUUUCUCAUUCCCAGAGAGCCACGGGGGAGGGAUCACUCUCUCACCCCCCACACCCUCUUCCUGAGGGCUGUAGCCAGGUCCACAUCUCCCCACCACCACCAGGGCACUCACUCGCAGCUAUAGCCCAGGACAGAAAAACUGUGCUUUGGACAGGUGCACACUCUCUGCCUCUUACCUCUAGCCAGGAGGAUGCCUCAGUCUGUUCAUUCGAGACUGGCCCUGUCUGAACCCUCUCUGGGCGCUGGGGACUAAGGUUGCAGGCCUUAGCCUUGUCUCAUCCCAGAGGCAUUGGGUCAGGAGAAUGGGAAUUUUUUUCCUCCCACCUGGACAUAGUUUGCCCCUGUGGCUGCCUUUCUGAGGGAGUAUAUUAAAUGUUUACUUAAGAAACACCCUGUUUACAGCCAGAGGAGAAAUACCCAACACUGGGUGGAGAUUUGACUCGGGACAGGGCCUGGCCUCCUUAGUGGCACUGCCAGGGGGGCCCCAGAGCGAAUGAGGGCAGAGAUGCCCGGGGCAGGGGCAAACACCCUCUGCUCCCUCUGCUCCUGACCCUGUGGUGCUAGGACCACUCCCCGCCUUCCUUACGGCCUCCUCGCCCUGCACAUUCCCCACCUCCACAUUCCCUUCCUCCAAGAUCUCAGCUCCUUAACAUAUCAGUUGUCUCUUAGCCUAGAAAACCAGUGUUUGGAGCAAUAAGAUGAUUAUUUUUGCUUGAAUCUUUUUCUAAGAGAAGGAAAAGAGCUGGCAUUGUGGGAAUUUUCUUUUUAUGCUGUUAGCUGUUUACCUUCUUAGAAGACAUCUUAAUAGGAUGGAUGUCUGGGUUUUAGCCUUGGGGUAUCUUUUGGAAACUUAGAAAAGCAGGAGUCAGGCUGCCACCCCCUAAGGAGGGACCCUAACGUUCUGCCCUUGCGUGGUUCCAUGUGGCUCCUUCCAGUCCUGCCCACCAAGUGCAGCUCCCACUCUCCAUCCUGCCCAUACGCCCCUCUUCCCCCCACAUCUGGGGGCGCUGGUGGCACUUACUCUAGGUGGGUCUCAGACUAUCCCUCCCCUUGGCUGGUUUUCCCUCCUAGGCCUGUCUAGCAGCCCCCAGACAGACGUAGCUCCUGGGAGUCUCGGCCCUGGCAACCUUGGAAGAGCCAAGCUGACAUUUUUUAGCUCUUUAGGCCACUGGGUUUUGGAGGCAGAAGUCCAGAGAUAUUGGCUCUGCCAAGCUGUCAUACUGGGCUGUGGCACAGCCUUCGAGACAACACAGGUAUAUCUCUGGUCCUGCCCUACCCUAGGCUUCGAGGGGCUUCUGUCUGGAGAAAUGCCUUCAAAGGGUAACCAGUAGGUGUGGCAUUGAAUUGGCCAGUGUUAGCAUCUACAGCCAUCACCAAGAGAUGAGUCCGCUGCCGUUGUCUGCCCGAGGGCCCCCUAAGGUUAUAGACGGUAUCAGCAGGGAGGCCGUCCCGGUGGUUUUCUAGGAGAGCCCACAGGAGGAAGGGAGCCUCUUCAGGGGUACUGGAAUCUUUUGUGCCAGGGGCUUCUUUUCAUCAGAGCCGGGGAGUACAUUUCACUGACUUCUUAAACAUUUGUGUGGGACAGACGAGCGUGAGGGAGAUUUUAAGCUAGGCACAAAGUUAGUUUCCAAUACUAGUUAAUAAAUCUAUUUUUCUUCAUUUCCUUUUUUUGCACAGAAGCUGGUAAUCUAGGACCUACGUGUGAACAACUUUAUAUGAAUAUUUUUUGUACUUGGUUUACUUGGGUUGGUAUGAUACAUUAUAUUUAAGUUCUUUGAACACUGUGGAUCCCCUAAUGUGUAUGAAUGACUGAGGCUUUGUAAAUUAAGGGACGUUUGUGUGAAUAAAGUUAUUUGAUGGGGUCAAAGAAGCCAUAUGUGAUUUGAAAAA